This is a messenger RNA of Brassica oleracea var. oleracea, 2994 nucleotides long. RefSeq names its product fructose-1,6-bisphosphatase, cytosolic-like. The record is from RefSeq and is a predicted model, not a curated record. Gene Ontology annotation, molecular function: fructose 1,6-bisphosphate 1-phosphatase activity. Gene Ontology annotation, cellular component: cytoplasm; cytosol. NCBI's taxonomy places the organism in Eukaryota, Viridiplantae, Streptophyta, Magnoliopsida, Brassicales, Brassicaceae. The transcript has 12 exons. Gene Ontology annotation, biological process: fructose metabolic process; gluconeogenesis; fructose 1,6-bisphosphate metabolic process. The coding region runs from base 886 to 1839 and encodes 317 amino acids.
UCUUCGUCACCUAAAUCUCUCUCACAACAACUUCACUUCCUCUUCACUCCCUUCCGAGUUCAGCAACCUCAGCAGAUUAGAGAUCUGAUUUCAUUAAGGACAACGAAGAGAAGGGAAAAAGAAAAAGAAAAUGGAAUCGCGAAUAACCAUGAGCUCUUUCAACAGAUACACAAAUUCUAAAUCCUACUCGGGCGCCUCCGAAUCCGUCCCCCUAAUUCCCAUUUCCUCUCUCAAUCCCUAGACGACCUCCUUUUCAAAUCCGACGACAGCGAAAACGAUGAAGACAGAGAUUUUCAGACCAACCUCGAAGAGAAGAAGCCAGGCUGGAGAACGAGCUAGUAUGUGUCAUAGUCUCUGGUCGAAUUGACCUACUUAAACCGGAUUUCGGGCCAGUGCGUGACGGUGAACCUAUUAUGCUUUUUGAUGAAGAAAAUAGGUACACGCCUGAGUAUAUCUUUGAGGUUGCCGGUGAAGUUUCCUAGUCGCGGUGUAGAUAAGGAGAAGAAGGAAGAGAAAGAGGAGGAGGUGGAUAUUUUGGGUCUGAGAGGCUGAUUGAUGGUAGUUGUGCUGAUUGUGUCAGGGUUUCACAUGAACAUCAACAUCCGUUCCUCAAGGGCCUAAGUUCCUGGGAGCAGCUUGGCAGCGCCCGCAACUGAAUAUUUUUGAACGUGGGUUGCUCAUCGAAGAGUAUGGAGAUCGGGGAGUUGGAGAGUUUGAAGUUAUGGUUUGUUCAUGUAACGCCAACCCAAUUAUCCCAGUUAUCGAGUAGAUUGAACCUUCCUUAGUAGGUGUCUAAAAGUGUUCAAUUGGUGGGGCGUUGACCAAGCUUUACCUGUUGGAAAAGAGAAACGUAAAAUCAAGAGCUUGGCAAGAGCAAUUUAUCAUAUGUUCUCCGGAGUUACCUGUUCAUCGAGGAUGAUCAUGUCCAUUCCCUGGAGCUCUCCUCCUUUCGUCACAUUAGGUGCCUCCCAGAACCUAAGCAGUAACACCUCCACAGCCUUAGUAGAACGACGAACUUUCAAAUCGAAGAACAAUAGGUAUCCGCUGAUCAUAACGGGGAGAGCGAGAAAGAAAGAUGGAUCACGAAGAUUCGUGCUGAAUGAGCAAUCAAAGUAUCCAGAGUCUCGUGGGGAUUUCACCAUUUUGCUCAGCAACAUCGUUUUGGGAUGCAAAUUCGUCUGCAGUGCCGUCAACAAGGCUGGUUUGGCCAAGCUUAUUGGACUUGCAGGGGACACAAAUAUCCAGGGUGAAGAGCAAAAGAAACUGAAUGUGCUCUCUAACGAUGUUUUUGUCAAGGCUUUGGUUAGCAGCGGCAGAACUUCUGUUCUUGUCCCGGAAGAAGAUGAGGAAGCUACGUUUGUGGAGUCAUCCAAGCGUGGAAAGUACUGUGUUGUUUUUGAUCCUCUUGAUGGAUCCUCAAACUUUGACUGUGGUGUCUCCAUUGGAACAAUCUUUGGAAUUUACACAAUGGAGCACAGUGAUGAGCCGACAACUGAAGAUGUUCUGAAACCUGGGAAUGAAAUGGUUGCAGCGGGUUACUGUAUGUACGGAAGCUCCUGCAUGCUUGUGUUGAGCACUGGAACAGGUGUCAACGGAUUUACCCUGGACCCAUCUCUAGGAGAGUUCAUAUUAACUCACCCAGACAUUAAGAUUCCAAAGAAGGGAAACAUAUACUCAGUGAAUGAAGGAAAUGCUCAGAACUGGGAUGGUCCAACCACAAAGUAUGUAGAGAGAUGCAAGUAUCCCAAAGAUGGUUCUCCCGCAAAGUCACUGAGAUAUGUCGGAAGUAUGGUAGCAGAUGUUCAUCCUACUCUGCUUUAUGGAGGAAUCUUCCUGUAGCCGGCUGACAAGAAAAGCCCCAAUGGGAAAUUGCGGUAGCUUAGAGUUCAAUUAUAUAAAACCACUCCAAAUCACGGCCGCCUGAAGCCCCCGUAUCGCCGGCUCACACCGGAGGAAUACGCUCAGAGGAAGAAGGACGAUCUCUGCUUUCGAUGCGACGAGAAAUAUGUGUACCCACACGUAUGCUCCCGCAAAGAACUUAUGGUUCUGGUGGUCCAUGAAAAUGGGACCGAGAUCGAGAUCAGUGAGGAGCAGAUGGAACACAGGGAGGACGAGGAAGAAGAGAUAACGGAGGUAGCGGAGCUGUCUGUCAAUUCUGUAGUGGGAUUGUCCGCUCCCCAUACCAUCAAGCUAAGAGGGACGAUCAAUGGAGAGGAGGUGGUAGUCUUGAUCGACAGCGGGGCCACUCACAACUUCAUCUCGGAGAGCUUGGUGAGGAGGCUAGGGUUGACUCGAGGAACGUCGCGAGGAUACGGAGUGAUGGUCGGAGGUGGAAUGAUAGUACAGGGGAAGGGAAUUUGUGAAGAGGUGCAGCUCAAAUGCUCCUCUCUAAAGUUUCUAAGUGUGGACAACAACAACAUCAAAGAUACGUUUCCUUUCUGGCUCAAGGGUUUGCCUAAUUUGCAAGCCUUUACUCUCCGUUCAAACAGAUUCUACGGUCCUAUAUCCCCUCCUGGUCAAGGUCCUCUAGCGUUUCCCGAGCUACGCAUACUUGAAAUAGCUGAUAACAAAUUUACAGGAAGCUUGCCCCAAGAUUACUUUGUGAACUGGAAAGUUAUGACCGAAGAUGGGAGUUUGUAUAUGGGAGACUACAACGAAAUUCCUGGCUAUAUCUAUAUGAAGAUACCAUAGAUCUCCAAUACAAAGGUCUAUUCAUGGAGCAAGGGAAGGUUCUUACUUCUUAUGCCACCAUUGAUUUUUCUGGAAACAGACUUGAAGGACAGAUUCCUUAAUCUAUAGGCCUCUUGAAGACAUUGAUUGCACUUAACUUAUCAAACAACGCCUUCACAGGCCAUAUUCCUCGGUCUUUGGAAAAUGUUACGGAGCUUGAGUCACUAGACCUAUCAAGAAACAAACUAUCAGGUGAAAUCCCUCGAGAACUCAAGAGCCUCUCGUUUUUGGCAUACAUAAGUGUGGCUCAUAACCAACUCAAAG